GUGACAGCGCACGCGCGCAUCCGCAGUUCUAAACUCUCUAAACGUUAAAACUCAGUGCCACGAGUGACAACAACAUGGUGAAGUUCGAAGGAGACUUCAGUAUAAACUCUAUACUGAUGAACCACGCGGUUAGCAAGCCGCCGCCGUCGCCGACCGCCUCUUCAACGGGCGCGUCGCACUCGGAAGCGGAUCUCAGCGACUCGGAACUCGACGUGAUCGGCACCGAACCUGUAGACUGCUCCAAACCAAAGGACAACGACGAAAAAAAGGACAAGAAACACGAGAAACCAGCGUACAGUUACAACGCUCUGAUCAUGAUGGCGAUCCGCAACAGCCCCGAGAAACGGCUCACGCUCAACGGCAUCUACGAAUACAUCAUGACCAACUUCCCUUACUACAGAGAGAACAGACAGGGCUGGCAGAACUCCAUCCGGCACAACCUCAGCUUGAACAAGUGCUUUGUGAAAGUGCCCCGGCAUUACGACGACCCUGGAAAGGGUAACUAUUGGAUGUUGGACGCGUCAGCCGAAGAUGUGUUCAUCGGUGGCACGACGGGGAAGUUGCGACGGCGCUCGGCUUUGAACGGGCGGUCGCGGCUCGCUUGUUUCAAACGGCCUCUGUUCCCCGGUGCUCCACUGCCCGCCGGGUAUCCUCCUACGACGUACUCCCAGCUAGUGGGUCUCUACUCGCAGCUGUUGUACCAGCGCUACGCCCCGAUGCAGAUGAAGACUCCUCCAGUUGCGCCGAACGCGCUGCACCCGGCGUUCCGCGGCGCUGAGACUAUGGGUUACGCCGCUUUACCAUACUCGCCAGCGCUGUACGCUGAGCGAAUGCAAGCGCCUUUCUUAAGCCAAGCGCCGCUUGUCCAGACGUCGUCGCUGAUGCCGCCUUCCUCCCCGGCGUCGGGCGCGUCCAGCCCCGAGCUACCGUCGCCUUCACACCACCCCCUAACUCCUCACAUCUACAAACCCAUCACAGUGCUCUCAAGACAGUGAUUCCAGCCCCCCGUCGAGUAUUCAGACUUUAUCUGUGAUCUAGUUAGUUAGAAUAGAGACCAGUGGACGUGAGAAUCUCAAACGUUAUUUGCAAUAUUAGGCACGUCGUUAAUUUUACCUCACCAUGUAGCAUUCCGCUAUUGUACAAUCUCUCCUAGUUGUUAUGAUUGUGUAAAUAAUUCCAAAGUGUAUAGGUAUUUAUUGAAAUUAGUUUUAAAGUCUAAUGUUAAGAGAGUUAAAAGAAG
Chilo suppressalis (striped riceborer) is the source of this 1240-nucleotide messenger RNA. NCBI's taxonomy places the organism in Eukaryota, Metazoa, Arthropoda, Insecta, Lepidoptera, Crambidae. The record is from the annotation of a GenBank genome assembly.